Nicotiana tabacum (common tobacco) is the source of this 1967-nucleotide messenger RNA. The record is from RefSeq and is a predicted model, not a curated record. Lineage: Eukaryota; Viridiplantae; Streptophyta; Magnoliopsida; Solanales; Solanaceae.
GCAUCUUCAACUAGUAUCAUUUGCAAAUCACACAUUUCUCUAGUAUUUCCUACUCCAAAGUCUUCGCUUGUCUUCUUCCCUUUCCCUCUUCCACGAAAUUGCUUUCCAUCUCCUAAAAUGUUUCGAUCUAUAUAUAUAUAUAUAUCCAACUUAAAGAAGAAUAUCAUUCUGUGUGCAUUUAUUUCUCCUUAAACCAAGAAAAUGGCACUCAAAGUCCUUACUGCCCUUGACUCAGCUAAAACACAAUACUAUCACUUCAAGGCGAUUAUCAUCGCCGGUAUGGGCUUAUUCACUGAUGCAUACGACCUCUUUUGUAUCCCUCCGAUCAUGAAACUCAUUGGUCGAAUCUACUAUGGAUCAUCCAGAGACGUGCCUCAGGCCGUCACAUCCGCUAUGGUUGUGACGGCCCUUUUGGGCACGGUUAUCGGUCAACUAGUUUUCGGCCGAUUAGGUGACCUAAUCGGCCGACGCAAAGUCUAUGGCUUUGCUCUCAUGAUCAUGCUCUUGAGCUCUUUUGGUUGUGGACACUCUAUAUGCACGUCCAGGACAUGUGUUUUAUUCAGUCUUGGAUUUUUUAGGUUCUUGUUAGGGCUUGGGAUAGGUGGAGAUUACCCUCUAUCAGCAACAAUUAUGUCUGAAUUUUCUAAUAAGAGGACAAGGGGUGCGUUUAUUGCUGGAGUUUUCUCAAUGCAGGGAUUUGGAAUACUUGCUAGUUCUACUGUUACAAUGAUUGUUUGUUCUAUUUUCGAUCGUGCUACUUCAGGAGGAAGUGAGAGAUCACUUCACAGUGCAGACUUAGCUUGGAGAAUUAUACUAAUGAUUGGCGCUGUUCCAGCAGGGUUUACUUAUUACUGGCGUAUGAUGAUGCCUGAGACUGCCAGGUAUACGGCUUUAGUUGAAAGAAAUGUGCCACAAGCAGCUAAGGACAUGGAAAAAGUACUCGAUAUUUCAGCAAGUCAGAUUGCUGAGGAGUUUUGUGUUUAUCCAAGAAAUUCACCACCCUCUUAUUCCUUUUUCUCCAAAACAUUCAUUCAUAGCCAUGGCCGUGAUCUCUUUGCUUGUUCAAUUUCUUGGUUUUUAGUCGAUAUUGUUUUCUACAGCAGCAAUCUCUUUCAAUCCCAAAUAUACAAACGCUAUCUUAGUAAAAAGCAAGAGGUAAAUGCUUUUCAAGAAGCUUUUGAAGUUGCAAGACUCCAAGCUAUUAUUGCAAUUUGUUCAACAAUUCCAGGCUAUUUCGCGACUAUGUAUUUUAUCGAUCGAUUUGGGAGAGUCAAAAUCCAAAUGAUGGGAUUUUUCUUCAUGGCAAUAAGUUUAUUAGCAAUUGGAAUUCCAUAUUAUUCAUAUUGGAAUAAUAACACCAAUGGUUGGUUCAUGUUUUUAUAUGGCCUAACGUUUUUUUUCUCUAAUUUUGGUCCAAACACAACUACUUUUAUAGUGCCCGCGGAACUUUUUCCUGCUCGUUUCAGAACAACAUGUCAUGGCAUUUCUGGGGCUAUCGGUAAAGUUGGUGCAAUUAUUGGAUCAGUAGGUUUUUUAUGGGCUUCUCAUAAUAAAAAAGAUGAUGGUUAUACUAAAGGGAUUGGAAUGACAGCCUCGUUAAUACUUUUAGCUGGAGUUUGUCUAGUGGGAAUGAUCGUUACAUAUUUUUUUACCCCCGAGACAAUGGGAAAAUCACUAGAGGAAAAUGAGAAUAUUAUCAGUGAACAUCAUCAAAGAGAAAAUAGUGCUGUUACAGUUUAAAGAUUAAUAUCUCCUAAUCUUGUUUUGUUAAGUGAAAUUUUUGUUGCCUUGUUUUCUACUUUGAGUUUCCACAUAUGUACAUAUUAGUGCAUAGACUUGAGGUGAGUGUACUUCAGCACCAUAUAUGUCUAGGGAAUGAAGUUGAUUUUGAGACCAACUUUGUACUGGUUAAUUAUGUGAAAUAUGUACACCUUCUGUCUAAUAUUAUUUGUCGUGUUUUUCUUUUA